This is a messenger RNA of Chrysochloris asiatica (Cape golden mole), 564 nucleotides long. It is a transcript of the gene MRPL13, whose product is annotated as mitochondrial ribosomal protein L13. Gene Ontology annotation, molecular function: structural constituent of ribosome; mRNA binding. Gene Ontology annotation, biological process: translation; negative regulation of translation. Lineage: Eukaryota; Metazoa; Chordata; Mammalia; Afrosoricida; Chrysochloridae. The transcript is spliced from 7 exons. The record is from RefSeq and is a predicted model, not a curated record. Bases 28 to 564 code for a protein of 178 amino acids. Gene Ontology annotation, cellular component: mitochondrial large ribosomal subunit; ribosome.
AGCAGGAUCGUGUUGCUGGUAGGAAGCAUGUCGAGUUUUUCUAAGGCGCCCCAGCAAUGGGCUACUUUUGCUCGAAUGUGGUAUCUGUUAGAUGGGAAAAUGCAGCCCCCCGGCAAGCUUGCUGCUGUAGCGUCCAUAAGGCUUCAAGGAUUGCACAAGCCCAUGUACCAUCAACUGAGUGAUUGUGGGGACCAUGUUGUCAUAAUGAACACAAGACACAUUGCAUUUUCUGGAAACAAAUGGGAGCAAAAAGUAUAUUCCUCACAUACUGGCUACCCGGGUGGAUUUAAACAAGUCACAGCUGCUCAGCUUCACCGGAAGGACCCAGUGGCCAUUGUUAAACUAGCUAUUUAUGGUAUGCUGCCAAAAAACCUUCACAGAAGAACUAUGAUGCAAAGGCUACAUCUUUUUCCAGAUGAGGAUAUUCCUGAAGAUAUUCUUAAAAACGUAGUGGAAGAGCUUCCUCAACCACGAAAAGUGCCCAGACGUCUAGAUGAAUACACUCAGGAAGAGAUAGACGCCUUCCCAAGAGUGUGGUCUCCACCUGAAGACUACCGGCUGUAG